Apis florea (little honeybee) is the source of this 5089-nucleotide messenger RNA. It is a transcript of the gene Pdzd8, whose product is annotated as PDZ domain containing 8. Gene Ontology annotation, molecular function: protein binding; lipid binding. The record is from RefSeq and is a predicted model, not a curated record. Gene Ontology annotation, cellular component: mitochondria-associated endoplasmic reticulum membrane contact site. NCBI's taxonomy places the organism in Eukaryota, Metazoa, Arthropoda, Insecta, Hymenoptera, Apidae. Gene Ontology annotation, biological process: mitochondrial calcium ion homeostasis.
UAUAUUUUUGGUCAUCAUUUUUUAAAUAGAUAGUAUUAGAUAGACAAUUGACAGAUCUGUCAAAUUGACAAGUUUGUUUGGCACUAACAUGGCUGCCGGGAUCAAUAGAAAACUGUCAUGAUACGUUUUAUCCAUGUUCAUUGGCAUUAUUAGAUUUUCUAAAAUGUAUUAUACGAACAUUUUCUUGUGAAAAUGAAUAUUUUUUAAAUUCUUAUAAAAUUUUAUUUAUAUUUUUAUGAAAAUGUCUUAAUUUUAAUUUAUAAUGAUAGGUGAAAGUGUUCUGAAUAACUGUUGACCCGUGAAACGAAAGUGAUCAUAACAAUGUAAUUCAACAUUAAAAAAAACAAUACUUUUUUAAUGAUCGAUUCGAAAUCAUACAUAUUAUAAGAGUUCCUAAUAUUUUGUAUGAACGUCGUAAUGUAUUUAUCUUAAAAAUAUUAUUUAAUAAUAUUAAAAUAUAUUUAAUAUGUUUAUAUGAUUGUUGUUUCAUAUUUAAUUCAAGAAGAUUUUUUAUACAAUUUAUUUGAAUAUUUUUCAAUCUUAGUAGUGAAAAAAUUGGUGUUAAUUCAGGGAAACAAUUAAGUUUCCAAUAGAUGAUAUAUUAAUAUGGACAUUUUUGAAUUUAUUUGUGUAUCUGUGAUUACAUUUAUAUGUGGUAUAAUAUGUACAAUUGUAUUGGAAUUUUAUCUGUUCAAAAAAUUUUUGGAACAAGCACCUUUAGCAAAUUCACCAAAAAAAUCACUUCACCAUGGCAAGGCUCAAUUACCUAAAGAAUUAUUUGAAAAAAUUCAAGAUGAAAAAACAAAUUCCAUAAAUAUAUCACGUCAGGGUAUGUGUCAAGGCAAUGAAAACUUGGCAAUAAAUUUAACAUUACAAUUUCUAUUCAAUGAACUUAGAAAUGCUGAGAGAGUACGUCUUUGGUUAUACAGAAAAUUAAAUAAUGAAUUCAAAGAAUUAUUAACUCAAUCUACUACUGGAAAAUUAUUGGACAGUGUACAGUUAAGAGAUUUAAAUUUAGGUUCACAAUUUCCCACAAUAAAAGGUUUAGAAGUUGCAGAUUCAAAAAUAGAUGCUGAUACAGGAUUAUUGGAGACAUUAGAUUUAUCUUUAGAUUUACAUUAUUCUGGAAAUUUUCAAUUAUCAAUAGAUGUUAAAAUGUUAUUGGGAAAGACUGCUUAUAUGGCUUUACAAGUGAAACGUAUCAGUGGUAGAGCUAGAUUACAAUUUACACGUGUUCCAUAUACUCAUUGGUCUUUAAGUUUCUAUUCAGAUCCUAUACUUGAAUUGGAAGUGCAAUCUCAAUUUCAAGGUCGUCAAUUACAACCACAAAUUAUUUCUUUGAUCACAGGACAAAUUCGGAGAGCAGUACGGAGGAAGCACACGCUACCUCGUUAUAAAAUGCGUUACAAACCAUUUUUCCGCAGAUUAAACGAUGAAGCCGUAGAUUUAUCUGAAGUCGCUAAUAUGCAAUUAAUACCAGGUUACUUGGAAGUAUCAUUGAUUGAAGUAACUAGAUUAAAUCUUGGACCUAAUAUACUUAAUGCAGAGGACAGAUCACAAGUUGAAAUAUAUUGUACAAUAUGCAUAGACUCAACACCUUGGGUAUAUUUAACUCAAUAUACUGGUGUUCCUUAUAUGGUGUUGGAUUUAAUUAUUAGUAAAGUUGGAUCACAGCAACUUGGUGUAGUAUUUAAACAAGAAUUUGUGCCAGAAAUAGGUCAUAUAUGUGUAUUAGUUGAAACUAUAAUAGUUGGAAGUCCUGCUGCAAUUGCUGAGAUGAAGAAAGGGGAUAUUUUAAUAGCAGUAGAUGGUAAAAAAGUAUCUAACAUGAAUCAAGUAGCUAAAUUUGUAAAAAGUGCUGUACAAAGACGUUUUAUCAUAAGGGUUGAAAGAAAGUAUUCUAAAACAGAUUUAGACAAGCAAACUAGUAUGAAAUUGGAUAGUGAAAAAAUAUCUGCAGAAAGAGGAGGAGAUAAGAAAACAUUAAAAAUUGAUUCCGUAUCAAAUAAAGGAGAUACACCCAGUACAGAAGAUAGCAAAAUCAAAUUUGAAACUCAAAUUAAAUUUUCGGAUUUAAAAGAUUAUGAAAAUGAAAUUGCUGAUAAAUUGGAAAUGGGUAAUAAAUUUUUUAGAAGAAGAAAAAGCAGUGCACAUACUGAUGAUACUGCUCAAACACCAGAUACUACACCUUCUAGAAAAAUUUCGACUACUUCAAAUCAAUCAAUAUCGAGUAAUUCUCAAUUUUGUUUUAAUGAUAGUUAUGUAACAAAUAUAUCAGAUUUAUAUUAUACAACUAAAGAAAAGGAAUAUGCUUCUUUAAUUACUUUUGAGGAAACUAGAACUUUCCAAAUCGAUUCAGAACUUCAGUAUUUAAAUAUUGGAGUGUGGGGUCGUGUAAGAGGAGGAGAAAUUCAUGCAAAAUUAUUAGGAUAUAUUAAUGUUCCCAUGAAAUUAAUUUUAGCACAAUGCUAUACAUCUUCAACUGGUCAUUAUCUUAAAUGUCAUGCUUUAUUACCACCAGAUAGUGCUUCCUUGACGACAGUUCAUCCAAAACUACAAGGUUAUUCAGGAUUUGAUCCAACACUUUGUUAUGGUGAUAUUUUAUUAUCUUAUACAUGGGAAUCCAGUUAUCCAAAUCGUCACAUAUUUCAUAUGGGAAAAAAAGAAAAUACAGAAGCUAUUAAAACACAACCACCUUUGAGUGAAGAAAUUAUUGAGAAAAAAAUGCAUGACUUUAUUAGAACUCACUUUCAUAGAGCAACACAUUGCGAUUUUUGUACAAAAAAGAUUUGGUUAAAAGAUGCGGUACAGUGCAGAGAUUGUGGUAUGGUGUGUCAUAAAAAAUGCGAAGUUCGGUGUCAAGCAUCGGGAAUAUGUGGAGCCGAAAGUAUAACAACAAUGGCAUUAGAAGCGGAUGAAAUAGAGCCUACUCUUAUUGGAGAAUCGGGUCCAGAAAUUUCACUAACCAGUUGUGAAGAUACUGUACAGGGUGCAACUAUGAUGGCCAUGAAGGCUAGUAUAGCUAAUACUCUAUUGGGCCUGAAGAAGGCUGGAAGUACCAGUUGCUUGGCCCCGCCGGCUUCCGGUACUGGUUUGGCAUCUAGAAGUCUUCCCCCAAGUCCCUGUGCAUCCCGCAAGAAUUCAUUGGUUGGAGGCUUGGGCAUAAGUCCUGAUCUCUUGGAGGGUGCUGAGCCAAGUGUGGCAGCUCCUCUAGUAGCAGGGGAUUUGGAUGAUGGUCUUAUGUCUAGGGCUAAAGAUACCGGGAAGUUUCUGUACAAACAUUUGGAGCCUCAAGAACGUGUUGAAAAGAUUAAUAUUAUGAUGGGAAAACUUAAAACUGCACUCGAUGCCGAAACUACCUCAAGAUUAGAAUUAUCACAAAGUGGAGAAAUGGACAGUAUUAAAUUGAUUGCACAGAGUGAUUUACGUGUGCAAGCACUGAGUGUCUUAUUAUUGCAUUAUUGUGCCGGAUUACAACAAGCGCAAGAAGUAUUAGAUCGAUCUCAAAAAAACAAGGAAUCUUAAUAGAUUUAAAUUUUUAUGAGAAGAAGCCAAGAUAUAUCAUAUAUCUUAUAUUAUAUACAUUCUUUCACUUCUUACAUUCAAAUUUACUUCAUUUUACUUCAAUUUAAACUAAAUAUUGAUCGAAUCAUUGGUCGAAUUUGAACGAUUAUAAUUUCGUUCAAGGAUCUAUAAUAUAUAUUUAUAAUUAUAUGUAUUAUAUGCGUGUUUCGAAAUUUCUCUUUAAAUGGUGCAGCGAUAUUCAUGUUAAUAGGUCUCGAGAUAAUACUCGUAAAUUUUACCGUGAUACUUUCAUAGUUUACCAGAGAACACCAAAAAUUAAGACUUGUAUUUACAGAUUUUACGUAUAUUUGUAGAGAACAGAGUACAAUAUAUACCAACUGUGUUUACGCUUAGAAUAUUUUCAGCGGUUUAGGUAAAUAAUUAUAAAAUGAUUAAAAUAAUAAAUACGGGAUAAUAGUGUCUUGAGUUUAAGCAUAAGGUAAUGGGCAAUUAGGUACUUAAUUAUAGCAUAUAGCUUUACGGAAUAGAUAUUAUUCUCUUUAAUAAUAAUAUAGUGAUUUAACAUCUAUUAUUAAACUUAAACAUUCCAGAAUAGAUUUUCUUUUUUUAUCUAAUCAUUUUUUAUUGAUCUUGCUUCAAUGAAAUGCAUGAAUUGCAACUGAUAUAUUAACGAAUAUGAUCUACACAAGAAUAUAAAUACAUUAUAAAGAUAGAAUUCCAUCCAUAGAUAACACUGCAUCAAAAUAUCGAUGUAAUGUAGUUUUACGGAUUUUGCAAUUCAUUGUUAGUAUAUAAUAAUGAAUAUAAAAAGAUUAAUACAAAUUGUCGAACAAGUGUUCAGUAAUAAUUUUUACUUGUAUUAUUUCAGGAUAAUAAUUAGCGAAAAUUGUUUCCUGUGCAAUUAUUUUCUCUCGAAAUAUGUUAUUAUUCUAAGCAUUGCUAAUAAGUAUAUUGAAAACAUUUCAUUCGUUCAACGAAAAAUAUAUAUGCGAAUAAAAGCGAAAUUGAAUUGAUGUUCGUCUAUAGUUACUGGCGACGUUUCCGUUCGUUCAAACUACGUAAAACAUCCGAAUUCUCGGUAAAUAUGAAAAUACUCGAAAAACGGAGACGCAAUAACCUGCGAGUGCACAAAGAAAUCUACGUCAGAGCCAAAGAUUUUAUAGGGCCAACGUUCGCGGUCAAAAGGAGACGUUUGACAAAGAUUUUCCGCUCAUUAUAAUCGCGUGAUGCUGAAAUGCACCGUAAAAGUAGAAGAAAAAAAAUAGCCUGUAAUAUAAAACUUCGAGCGAUUUUAUUUAUUUUCUUUUUCUUUUUUUUUUUUCUUUAUUUUAUUGCGAAUCAACGAACAAUUCCAAACCACCAACGCAUAUCCAUGUGAUUCCUUUCGCACACGGCUUUUCCCAGCGUUCAUAAAAGUUUGUUGCGCGGAUUAUUCGUGGAACACGAUGUUUCUUUCUGUCAUGUGUUGGCAGAUCACAGUUGGCGUAAACUCAGAAUCUUAACUCUGGAUGUAAAAUUGCGCAUCGUUUUGGAAAUACUAACUCAUUAAAUUUAAAAAGGACAA